AUGAAGUUCUCUACCUUCCUUAUUGCCGCUUCUGCUGCCCUUGUCUCUGCCCGACCUGGCUUUGUUUCUACCUUUGGUAACGAGCGCGCCGCCCUGGCCAACGAGACUGCUCCUACUCCCACCCCUGGUCUUGAGGAUGGCCGCGAGCUUACCCCUGGACGUGGAGAAGACCGCGAGGACCGAGACCGCGAAGAGGACCGUGCUGGCCGAGAAGGUGAAGACCGUGACCGUGAUGACCGCCGGGGUCGUGACCGUGAGCUUGCUUUCGGCCAGGUCGAUCUCAACUACCUCCUCCAGGUCAACAAGCUCGACCUAGUCAGACUCCAGACCCUUAGCAUCAAGAACAGAUUCGACGUCAACAUCUUCGCCGACCUCUUCGCUGCCGAUGAGUUCAGCAUCAAGUCUCUCCUCCAGCUCCAGCAGCUCUCCACCAUGCUCGCCAUUGCUGAGACCGGUAUCUUUGACCAGUUCGAGCUGUCCAGCCUCAAGCUCGGUGAUCUCAACCUUGGCCUCAUCGAUGGCAUUGGCGGUAUUGAUCUCACUCAGUUCAUCGACGCUGCCACAAGACCCAAGAUCACUGUCAUUGCCAAGCAGGUCAAGGUCAAGAACACUAUUAUCGUCGCCGGAAGGAACUAG
This is a messenger RNA of Fusarium poae, 636 nucleotides long. RefSeq lists its product as uncharacterized. NCBI's taxonomy places the organism in Eukaryota, Fungi, Ascomycota, Sordariomycetes, Hypocreales, Nectriaceae. The transcript has 2 exons. Bases 1 to 636 code for a protein of 211 amino acids. The record is from RefSeq and is a predicted model, not a curated record.